Myxocyprinus asiaticus (Chinese sucker) is the source of this 2904-nucleotide messenger RNA. RefSeq names its product semaphorin-4E-like. Gene Ontology annotation, biological process: semaphorin-plexin signaling pathway; negative regulation of axon extension involved in axon guidance; positive regulation of cell migration. The transcript is spliced from 15 exons. Gene Ontology annotation, molecular function: chemorepellent activity; semaphorin receptor binding. The coding region runs from base 342 to 2750 and encodes 802 amino acids. The record is from RefSeq and is a predicted model, not a curated record. Lineage: Eukaryota; Metazoa; Chordata; Actinopteri; Cypriniformes; Catostomidae.
AGACUUAGCGCUGGAGUGCUAAUGAUCAUUCCCAAUGCGAGGCUGCUGAAGGCACAGUUUUGUGAGGAUUGACAUUUCUUCAGCCGUCCAAUGAGCACAUUGUCACAAAUCUGAUGUAGACGAAACAGUGAAAGAGUUUGAUUUCUACACCUUCAGCAUCACGGCGCCAUGGAAUACCACCCUUACCUACGUGAACACAUAAACGACAAAUGCAUAUGUUGGAAACUUACACCGACAUAACGCAAUCCAACAUGGCAAAACAUGAUUGAGACUACGAUUUUCUUUAUUUAACAUUAGUGAUAGUUCGUUUUUAGAUUUUCUAAGUGAUCAAGUGGGGAACCAUGUAUUUUCCUCUGUUGUUCCUGACUGUACUCCAUAGCAUCCUCUUGGCGUGUGCCUACACUGUACGCAGCAGUCUGAAUUGGACUCCCCGAAAAACCAUCACAUAUGAAGAAAACCAUGCAGUCAUGUUUAAAGAGGAAGCUAUUUGGAAUUACUCCACAAUGCUGAUUAGGGAGGAUUUGGGCUUGCUGAUGUUGGGGGCAAGAGAGGCCAUCUAUGCCCUUGACAUAAAUGAUAUCUCGGUUGCCAAGUCUAAGGUUCUUUGGAAAGUCACAGAGGAGAAACAAAAGGAGUGUUCCUCCAAAGGAAAACAUCCUGAUAUUGAUUGUCAUAAUUACGUACGAAUGCUGCAUCAAGUGAACGACAGUGUGAUGUACGUGUGUGGAACUAACGCAUUUAGCCCCACCUGCGAUUACAUAACGUACAGUGAUGGACAGCUGAAACUGGAGGGAAAACACGAGGAUGGGAGGGGGAAAUGUCCUUUCGAUCCCUUCCAGAGAUAUUCCUCCGUCAUGGUUGAUCAAGACCUAUAUUCGGCCACAUCCUUUAACUUCCUGGGUUCUGAGCCGGUUAUACUGCGCACCUCUCCCAUUACACUGCGUACAGUGUUUAAGAGCUCUUGGCUCAAUGAGCCAAAUUUCAUCUACAUGGACGUGGUCCCAGAAAGCGAGGACAGUCCCGAAGGUGACGAUGACAAGAUCUACAUGUUCUUUAGUGAGAACGCCAUAGAGUACGACUUCUACAACAAGCUUGUGGUGUCGCGCGUUGCCAGAGUCUGCAAGGGUGACAUGGGUGGCCAAAGGACUCUCCAGAGGAAAUGGACUUCUUUCGUGAAGGCGCAUCUGGACUGCACUUUCUUUGAGCCUAGCCUGCCAUACAUCAUACAGGACGUCUUCCAUGUCCACCACAAGAAAUGGAGAAAAAGUGUCUUUUACGCUGUCUUCAACUCUCAGUCGAGCUCAACAGAUCAGUCAUCGACAGUAUGUGCGUAUAAUGUGACGGAUAUCAGUGAGGCAUUCUCUCGUGGCAAAUUUAAGACAGCGGUAAAUGUGGAAACAUCUGACGUGAAGUGGGUCAUGUACAACGGAGAACUUCCUGUCCCUCGACCAGGAGCUUGCAUCAAUAACGCAGCGAGGAGUUUGGGAAUAAAGCGGUCACUGGACCUCCCUGAUAAAACGCUACAGUUCAUCCGAGACCGGCCUCUUAUGGAUGACGCUGUCCGUCCAAUCACGGGCAAGCCUCUGCUGGUCAAGAGAGGACCACUUUUGACCCGACUUGUUGUCGACCACCUAACUGCUCUGGAUGGACAGCUCUAUCCUGUGAUGUUUGUCGGCACAGAAAACGGUUAUGUACAGAAAGCAGUGAACUAUGAUGGAGAAAUGCACAUCAUUGAAGAAGUAAAACUGUUUGAGAACGCUGAGCCGAUAGACGUACUCCGUCUCUACCAGAAUCAGUUGUAUGCAGGCUCUGCGUCUGGGGUUGUUCAGAUGCCCGUGAGCAACUGCAGUCGCUAUUCUUCCUGUCUGGACUGUGUGCUGGCCAGAGACCCUUACUGCACCUGGGACCUCAAGGCUCAAAAGUGUUCGCGAUUACCCAGAGAAUCUAAGGAUGCAGGAGUGGAUUUGAUACAAAGUCUGAAAGAUGGGGAUGCCACUCGGUGCCCAACAACAGCUACUCUGGAGCCAAAGAUCCUUGCCCUGGUGCUGGGAAACAACAUCAGACUGCUGUGCCGACCAGACUCUAAUCUGGCCCAGGUGAGUUGGAACUUUGCUGGAAAGCCGCUCCGCUACUCCAACAGGAAGUACACCAUCUAUAGUGAUGGCAUCCUUAUCUAUAAUGCCACAACAGCUGAUGCUGGACAAUACAUCUGUAUGUCAGUCGAAUGGGUCAAAGGAAGACAAUACACACAAACACUGGCCAUUUAUGACCUACAACAACAACAACAAAUAGUAGAUGUAACAGAUAAAAUAAAGACUACAGUGAGAAUCAAUCCUACAUCAUCAGUCUACACAACAUCAUCAGGUUUCCAUAAAUUAGAAGAGCCUCCAUCACUUCCUCAAAGUCAGACAAGUGAGAGUAACUGGAUAGUAAUGCAAGUGGCGCUGGCUAUUCUGUCAGUUAUGAUGGGAUGUCUGCUGAUAUGGAACCUGUACAUGGGUCACAUAUCUCCAUUUAUGUGCUGUGGAAGGCAACCAAUCAAAAGCCCCAGGAAUAUUCCUGAGAGGGAAUACAUGCAGACACCUGGUACAGGAUCUGAUACUUUGGACAGUAAAUAUCAAAUGGUCAGGUUGUGUCCGUCAUCAAAGAGUGAUCUAGAAGCAGCCGGCUUCCACAGGAAUACUGCCAAUGGGGAUAUGCAAAAAGACAUGCAUAUUUUUAAAUACAUUACGGAUGAGUCUGAGAUUUAAGCUCUGCAGUUUACAAAUGUUGGAUUUUAUUGCCGUUUGUAGUGGCAACAAGGAACCACCUCUUGUUUUUUUUUGUUUUUUUUGUUUUUUUGUCAAUAAUUUAGCAUAAUUUUGAUACUUAUUUAUUUUUUGUUAAUAAUAAAAACUUUAUUUC